GGACCGACAACCAUAAGAUCAACCGUUACAAGGCUACAGACACUGCCAGCCAUGUUCUGCCUCGAAAAAUAAAUUACUGUUUUGUUUUGUUGUUUUUCUUUUCUUUUUUUUUUUUAGCAUUUAAACGCGCACACCAAGAUCAGUCUCGGGGGGUAUAUAUUCAGUGUUUAAUUUUUCCAAUCACGUAACAGGACAUAAAGGGGAAGGAUAAUAAAAUGUCUUCGUCCGAGCAGGAGAUGAGGUCUGGCGUUCAGCUGGUGAGCGCGCUGCUGCUGCUGCUCUCGCUCUCUGGUUGUUCGAGCAUGGAUGUGCUAGUGCCCAGUUACAUCAAUGCACUCAAUGGAACAACUGUCACAAUCCCCUGCACCUUCACUUCCUGCUACAAGAUUGACCGGACCAAGUUUGCUAUGAAUUGGACUUACCAAGAGACCCUGAACAGCACAGAGGAAAAGUUCAUGACUUAUGAUAAGAAUAAAGGAAUGCUACCAGUACCUUUAAACCGGUUUGGAGAGAGAGUUGUGUUUUCUGGUAACCUGGAGAAGAACGACUUAUCGAUCACGCUGCAGGACGUUCAACUGGAGGACGAGGGGGUUUACAACUGUGAUGUGAGGAACCCCCCGGAUCGCAUCCAAGGACAUGGUGUCAUUAACUUCAAAGUUGUCACAGAACUUCCCCCUCCGAGAGAUUCAACCAUUGCUGUUGCUAUUGGGGCAUCAGUGGGGGGAGCUUUAGCUCUGCUGAUCCUUUCAAUGGUGGUGGUGAAAUGUCUCCGCCGACAUCGGAAGCAAGAACUGAUUUCAGAGGAGAAGAUGGAAGAGGAGGGAAAGCUCGAGCCUGAAGCUGUUGCAGAGGAGGGAACGAAAUUACCACAGUAGUCAGAACCACUCUCUGGGUCUUCGACUUCCUGCUCCUCGUUUUGAGCUGUGCGCCACCUCCUUCAGAAACUAUAGUAACCACUGCUUGAAUCAUCUCACUGGCCAAACCUAUUUGCACGUGUCUGUCUUUGUGUGCCACAUGCACAAAAGAGAGAAAAUCUUGUGUUUGUAAGGACUGAAUGUAUUGAUGUACAUGUACUUAUUCAUCAAUGAAAUGGCUGUUUUUAGCUUUCGUCCUUUAUUCAUAGACUAAAAUCUCCUGACUUUUAGUUUAUCUAUAUUCCCAAGAUUUCAUCAACAACAAUAAUGAAUUUCCUGAUAUUUCCACAACACCUUUCCCACCAUGGUCAGGUCAAUACUGGAUAAGUUAUAAUUUACAACUGAGAUUUCAACAUGACAAUAUCUUUGAUUUUUCCAGCCUACACUACUGGGAAUGUUCAAUUUUACAGCAGAUAUACAUUUUGGUAUUUCAUUCCCAGAUUAGCUAAAUUAGAUAUACAAACUUCCAACCACUAUGGGUCCAAUAUGAUUUUUGGUAUGUGUUGCAUAUGCAUCGACAGUUAUUAGUGAUAUACUUAAAUCACCUUGGCUGUUGAAUAAUUUGAGUCAAAUUCAAGAAAAUAGUGUUUGAGGACUCAAAGCCGGUUAAAAGUUACAAGAAUGCAAUAACACAGAAAUAACACAUAUUUUGGAUAAAAAA
Poecilia reticulata (guppy) is the source of this 1575-nucleotide messenger RNA. RefSeq names its product sodium channel, voltage-gated, type II, beta (gene scn2b). NCBI's taxonomy places the organism in Eukaryota, Metazoa, Chordata, Actinopteri, Cyprinodontiformes, Poeciliidae. The record is from RefSeq and is a predicted model, not a curated record. Gene Ontology annotation, cellular component: plasma membrane.